GCUCCCCGGGCGCCCUUUGGCUGCCCCCUGCUCCAUGCUGUGCUGUGUGUACUACAUACUCCAUUUAAACCAAUUGGAUUUCACCGAUGUCAUCGAUCAGCACAAUUUUUUUCAACUACAUCUGACCUUUGGUCAGCCAGUGCAAUCAGUCAACCCACUUUUUGUGAAAUGUGCCUCCUGUGUUUGCUUAGGAUGACUGGGAUAUCUACAGCUUUCACAUCAACUUCACAGUGACCAGUUGUUAUGCCACCACUGUUAUCACGAGCCGUGUGGCCAAUCGUAUGAACGAGUCAAAGGAAAUUGAAUUCCACGUUCGGAUUCCCCAGAAUGCCUUCAUCAGUAAAUUUCGAAUGGGCAUUUUUGGGUCGUCUUCAGGUUUAUAGAUGACCAGAUUUAUGAUGGUGUUGUGAAAGCUAAGGAGCAAGCUCAGCAGCAGUACACUGAGGCUGUGUCCCGUGGUGAAAGUGCUGGUCUUGUCAGGCAUGGAUAUAUUUCUAUCCAACUGCUGACCAACAGAAAAUGUGUGACAGCUGUGGAGAGCAGGGUAUGAAUGGAGAUCUGGUUACUGUUUAUGAUGUCAACAGGGACAAUGGACUGGGACAAAUCAAGAAAUCUGCUGGGUACUUUGUUCAUCACUUUGCUCCAUCCAAUCUUCCCAGAAUACCAAAAAAUGUUGUCUUUCUUAUUGAUCAAAGUGGCUCAAUGCAUGGCAAAAAAAAAUACAGCAGACUAGGACCGCGUUAAUCCACAUUUUGAACGACCUGGCAGAAGAUGACCUCUUUGGUCUCAUCACUUUUGUUGGCAACAUUUUUCAUUGGAAACGGGAACUUGUUCAGGCCAACAGCGAAACCGUGGAAAGUGCCAAGCAUUUUGCAUGCAAUAUUCAUGAUAGAGGAUCCACAAACAUAAAUCAAGCAGUGCUACAAGGAGCAAAUAUGCUGAAUGUACAUCACAGAGAAGGUUCAGCAUCUAUCCUGAAGACCCAACCUCAGGGGAGACAAAUCUGGAAAAAAUACAGUCAAACGUAAAACAGGCGAUUGCAGGCAAAUUCCCAUUGUACUGUCUGGGUUUUGGUUUUAAUGUUAAUUUUGAGUUCCUUGAGAAAAUGUCGCUGCAAAAUAAUGGUGUGGCACGGCAUAUUUAUGAAGACUCUGAUGCUGAUUUAAAGCUUAAGGGUUUCUAUGAAGAGGUGGCAACUCUUCUAUUAACAGAUGUGACAAUGAUCUAUGUGGGUGGGACCAAUCUAACCCAGACUAACUUCAGUCAGUAUUAAAAUGGUUCUGAGAUUGUGGUGGCCGCUCAGAUCACAGACAAUGACAUUGAAACCUUCAUCCCACAAGUUGUGGCCAUUUCGGCUUCAGCUGUCUGGACCCGAAAAAGAGAAAGUAAAGAAGGAGGCUUUGGAGCUGUCACUGAAAUACAACUUUGUGACCCCUCUCACAUCUAUGGUGGUCACAAAGCCUCCAGGAGAGAACACAGAUGUGCUUCAUAAACCAGGACGAUGGUCCAGUGUCGGUCAAUCAGUUUCAAGAAAAUAUUUUUCUUCUAGUAGACCCAUGUCUGGCAGUCACAGUGUCCUGAACAGGCCACUCACCGGAGGGAGAUAUCGUCUAGUUCCAAACUUCUCACAUGACAUUGUUAAAGUGCAGCGCGGAGCUGGUGAAGGAGCACAUCACUUCCCCCUCGUGCAGACCAGAUCUGUUGGAGGAGGUCCUCUUCUCCACAGGUUUUUGCUGAAAGCUGAGAAUCAGACUAUUCCACUGUGCUUUGAUGUCAGCGGAGAAGACCUCCUUAAACUUCUUCACCAUCCCAGUGGGGAGCUGUUUGUGAAUGGUGAGCUUGAUUCAGUUGCAAAUGGAGGCUUCAGCAAAAUUGUAAUACACUUCAGAACUGACCAGCAUGUUGAGAUUGGCACCAUGGGGGUUACUGUACGGGAUGGACAGACAGUGACACAUCACACUGGGCAGGAUUCCAUCAGAGCUGGAAGUGUGACAGUGAUAAUACGCAACAAGGAAAUAGGCAUUGCAGCUGGAGACAUGCGCCUGGUCAUCUUAGUUCAUGAGAAGAAUGGUGAAAAAUUCCUUUGGCCAGUUUUAAGACAGCAUCCCUCAGCCAACAACACUGAAGGACUUUUAGCUCUAAAACCAGCAGUUUAUGAGGAGGUACAGCAAGUUCAUGUCACAAAGCUAAAGAUUAAAAGCCAGGAAAUAGAUGUUACCAGUGGCAGCACUGUUGACUAUACCGUUACCUCCCCACCCAGAAUGAACUGCUGGCUUAUGUCUGCUGAGUCUGCCCUGCAAAGACCGCUGGACGAUUUUUACGUUGCACAACUGUGA
This is a messenger RNA of Archocentrus centrarchus (flier cichlid), 2336 nucleotides long. Its product is annotated as inter-alpha-trypsin inhibitor heavy chain H3-like. The coding region runs from base 1275 to 2336 and encodes 353 amino acids. NCBI's taxonomy places the organism in Eukaryota, Metazoa, Chordata, Actinopteri, Cichliformes, Cichlidae. The transcript has 18 exons. The record is from RefSeq and is a predicted model, not a curated record.